This is a messenger RNA of Suillus bovinus, 916 nucleotides long. Its product is annotated as Alpha/Beta hydrolase protein. The transcript has 3 exons. The coding region runs from base 50 to 763 and encodes 237 amino acids. The record is from RefSeq and is a predicted model, not a curated record. NCBI's taxonomy places the organism in Eukaryota, Fungi, Basidiomycota, Agaricomycetes, Boletales, Suillaceae.
CGCAUAGUCACAGCUGAGAACUUCUUCGGCUUAACGGUGGUUUCAGACAAUGGUCCCCUCAGUGCAAAUCUCGGAGGGUUCUAAAUUACUACCCACGGGCGUCACACUCCAAUUUGACAUGUAUUAUCCGAGACCAGAGCUGGAUUCCAAGAAAUUGGCGAUCAUCUUGCAUCCUUGGUCACGGCUUGGGGGCAACAUGCAUGAACCGACUGUGGAGGUGCUCACUAGAUUAUUGCAAGACAAGAACUACUACGUGAUACGGUAUAAUUCACGAGGGGUCGGCAAGUCCACUGGAUGGCCUUCCCUUACAGGCAAAGCGGAGGGCGAGGAUCUCAAGGCUCUCGUUCAUGAGGUCUUGGCAGAGGAACCCAAAAUUGAUUCUUUGACAAUUAUUGGAUAUUCCUAUGGCUCUAUGAUAGCCUUACUCCAUCCCGUUUUGAACCCCAAAGUGAAAACAUCAUACAUACUACUAUCCUACCCCAUCAGCCUAAGAGGAUUACUGACCAUGUUCCACACUGGCAUGUACAGUUCGGCGUUACGUGACAUCUUGUGCAACCCUGAUGCCAGACUACUUGUCAUAUACGGAGACAAGGACGAGCUCACGAGCAAGUCAAAAUAUGACAAGUGGGUUAAUACACUCAGGCAAACAGAUGGUUUGAAGGCUAAGUUUGAUGUUGUUCCGGUGAUGGAUGCAAAUCACUUCUGGCGAAGUGAUGGCGCUAGAAUUGCGUUACAGCAGGCUGUUGACAGCUGGAUAUCAUGAUUGGCUAUGAUCAUGUCAAUCGCUGCCUCUAUAUAUUUUAUCUUGUAUUGUUACUGCUAUAGUCAUGUCUCGUCGUCGUCCUUGUUUCCAACGUUGUUUGCCCAGCAAUUGUAUAUUUGGUGCUACCAAAAUCGGAUCAAGUCACUCAUCAAG